GAGAUGCAUGCACCACGGACAUUACCGCAAUGAGAGAUGGUGUGUGUUGUUGUAGACUAGCUGUGUGACGGAGGGUCUGACUCGGAGCAGAUGCGGCUCUCGCCAUGGUUCGUCCCGGGAAGCAGAGCGUUGAAGCGGCGUUGAUCUUCCUGUCUGUCGCCCAGCUCACCGCAGGUCUGAGGUGUGUGUGCCAGCUUUGCACCAACCACACCUGUGAGACGGCCGCAGACGGCGCCUGCUGGAACUCUGUGAUGCUGAUCGAGGGGAAGGAGGAGACGGUGAAGUCGUGCCUGUCUCCCUCGGAGAUGAAGGGUCAGGUCUUCUGCUACAGCUCUCGAAAUGUCUCCAAAAGGAACUGCUGCUUCACUGACUUCUGCAACAAUGAGACUCUGCACCUGCAGCCAGAGAGGCCUUUGGAGGAGCCAGGCUGGAGCCGGCUGCAGCUGGCUGUGGUGAUCCUGGUGCCCUCCUGCCUGAUGUGUGUGGGGGUCCUGCUGGGUGUGGUGGUGGUCCAGGGCCACUGCUGGGCCCACAAGCAGGACCUGGAGGAACCUCUGGAUGACCAGAUGUUGAUGUCAUCAGACAAAUGUCUCAAAGACCUCAUCUAUGACAUGAGCACAUCGGGCUCUGGAUCAGGCCUGCCCCUGCUGGUCCAGCGGACUAUAGCUCGGACCAUUGUCCUGCAGGAGACCAUUGGGAAGGGUCGAUUUGGGGAGGUGUGGCGGGGAAAGUGGCGAGGAGAGGAUGUGGCGGUGAAGAUUUUCUCCUCUAGAGACGAGAGGUCCUGGUUUCGUGAAGCAGAGAUUUAUCAGACCAUCAUGCUCAGGCAUGAGAACAUCUUAGGCUUCAUUGCUGCGGACAACAAAGAUAGCGGCUCGUGGACUCAGCUCUGGUUGGUGUCAGAGUACCAUGAGCAUGGCUCCCUGUAUGACUACCUGAACAGGUACACGGUCUCUUUGGAAGGCAUGAUCGUCCUUGCUCUGUCCAUAGCCAGUGGGCUGGCACAUCUCCACAUGGAAAUCAUCGGAACACAAGGGAAACCUGCGAUUUCCCACAGAGACCUGAAGUCGAAAAAUGUCCUUGUGAAGAAUAACGGCACCGCAGUCAUCGCAGACUUGGGUUUGGCUGUGAAACACGACUCAAGCACCAACUCCAUCGACAUACCGUCCAACCACAGAGUGGGAACCAAGAGGUACAUGGCCCCAGAAAUCUUGGAUGAGUCAUUCCAUAUGAACAGCUUUGAGUCAUUCAAGAGGGCGGAUAUCUACUCUCUGGGCCUGGUGUUCUGGGAACUGGCUCGGAGAUGCUCUGUUAGAGGACUGCAUGAAGAUUUCCAGCUGCCUUAUUAUGACCUUGCGCCUUCUGAUCCAGCCAUCGAGGACAUGAGGAAGGUGGUGUGUGAUCAGAAACUCAGACCCAACGUUCCUAACCAGUGGCAGAGCUGCGAGGCUCUGCGUGUGAUGGGAAAACUGAUGAGAGAGUGCUGGUACGCCAACCCUGCUGCUCGACUCACCGCUCUGCGGGUCAAGAAAACUGUUUCUCAGCUGUCCUUCAGCAAGGACGUCAAAGAUUAAGUAGAUUUGUUGCCCUGCAGAUCACCACUGGUGCGACACGAAGGACAGAGUCACAGUAACUGGGAGAGGCUGUUCUCUCACUAACGGCCUGAGGCUGCCCUCUUCAGGAGACGACCACAUUGUUCACCCUCAGAGAGCAACUUCAGGUCUGUUUUUGGUGCCAAAGUAUUGUAGGGGUGUCCAUGGCUGCUUUGCACAUAGACAAUCACUCAAAAAAUUAACCAAACAGCUAAAAUGUUGCUAGAAAGAGCCAUAAGAAAUAAGAAUAUAUAUAAUGAAUAAACUGAUUAUUUUGCUACCUCAGACAUGUAAGUGCCCAAAGCUUAAAGUUGCACAUUGUAGUAUUUGUGUGCCAUAUCUUGUAACAAAUGCAGUAUUGCUGAGUAGCUUAUGUGCCUACUGACAAUCACACAUGAUACUGGAAGCUUAUUAACAGACUUUGCCUGAUAAUCUGAAUUUUAAAGUGUUUGAAGUGCUUUAAAAAGUGAUUGCAGUACUAAUGUUCACUGUAUUGAUUGUGUUUAGUGGAAAUGUUACUGUACAGGAAUACAGCUGUGUAUAUCCAACUGGAAGAUAUCUGUCAGCUUAAUAUAUUAAAUGUGAAUAUAUCCAA
Molecule: messenger RNA, 2187 nt
Organism: Gymnodraco acuticeps
Lineage: Eukaryota; Metazoa; Chordata; Actinopteri; Perciformes; Bathydraconidae
Product: activin receptor type-1C
Exons: 9
Coding region: 105-1574 (489 amino acids)
Biological process (GO): activin receptor signaling pathway; protein phosphorylation; cellular response to growth factor stimulus
Cellular component (GO): plasma membrane; activin receptor complex
Molecular function (GO): ATP binding; activin receptor activity, type I
Source: RefSeq, a predicted model, not a curated record